AUUCAUAAACAUGGCUACUUCAUGAUAGGGACUCAAUGUUACUCUUACAUGCCCGCUUGUCCUGUGAUGUUAUAUACCGGUAGUUGUAGGUAAAUAUUUGCGCCCAAAUAUCUCUUAAUAGUAAGCAGUCGAUUGUUAAUAGCUAUGUUUCAAGUUAUUGCUAGAAGUACCCCAGUAACACGGCUUCUUGCCUCCCGGGGAGGCGUGCUUGUGGAGGCUGUCAGAGGGAGGAAGUCCCGCACGGACCCAAAGGCCAAGUCCAAAUUAGGGCGCAUCAAAACACCCCCACCCGUUGAUCCUGUGGAGAUGGUGGUUCUUACGGAAAGAUUUAAAGAGUAUGACCUGAUCAUGAGGGCGCUAAGACUGGAGUUUAAGGAGGAGAUGCUGAGGAAGCGGUACGAGGAGGAGGUUGGCUCACUGGCAGAGGAGAGGGCAAAGCAGGAGGAGAAGGAGCAUCGAUCCCUCAUGGCCUGGAACCAGGAGGAGAACCUCCGCAUGCUCAAGAUCAGGGAACUGAGGGUCCAGAAAGAGAUGGAGGACGCUAAGCUGAAGAAAACAGAGGCAGCCAUUCUGAGGCAACAGGCCUUGGAAGACCUUGUGAAAGAGAAAGAAGAGGACAUCAUCCGGUUACAUGAGGAGGCCAAGACCUUCAUCACGCUGGAGAAUUUGGACCAGCGCAUCGACGAAGCCCUGGACAACCCCAAGAACUAUAACUUUGCUAUCGACAAAAAUGGGCGUGUGGUGAAAAGGACAGUGCUGCAGUGAGAGAUGGAGGGUGGCUGCAGUGGGAAGUGGCCCCCAGACACUAGUCUGGUGUCUGUUUUAAAUGUCCCCACUAUUGGUUAAGCUUAGCAUUGGAGGACUGGGAUGCCAAUCCUGGAUCUGUUGCUCAGGGAUAUUUUACCUCAGAGCUUGGAUAGAGGCCUCGGAGGGGGGUGGCAAGAUGUGAGCUUAUUUGACAUUGCAGCGAUCGACUGAUCUUCAAGUCCCAGAGUGCGUCACACAACAAUGCUGGACUUCAAGCCUGUAGUGCUAUCUGUCAAGUAAACCAUGUGAUUGCUCGUUUUUCGUUCUGUAAUAAAUUAUGAUGUAUACU
Messenger RNA from Esox lucius (northern pike), 1096 nucleotides. It is a transcript of the gene mrps26, whose product is annotated as mitochondrial ribosomal protein S26. Lineage: Eukaryota; Metazoa; Chordata; Actinopteri; Esociformes; Esocidae. Gene Ontology annotation, cellular component: mitochondrial small ribosomal subunit. The record is from RefSeq and is marked provisional.